Messenger RNA from Dimorphilus gyrociliatus, 1446 nucleotides. NCBI's taxonomy places the organism in Eukaryota, Metazoa, Annelida, Polychaeta, Dinophilidae. The record is from the annotation of a GenBank genome assembly.
GAGUUAUCAUGGUCGGAAAAGUAUAAAGAGCUUAAACGACAACUCAAAGAUCUACGAAAGACAUUUAACGAAAUAAUAAGGGCGGUACGGGCAUGGGAGAGAAAUAAGAGCUUUAGAAAAGAUGUUAUUUUAAUCCUGUUUAGAAGUAGUGUUGACGACGUUCAACGGUUAUUAACCGUUAAUGCAGAUAUCAGAAAAGAAUUAAAAACUUCUCGAAUCAGUGAUAAACUCUUACUACUCCAAAAUCAAUUAUUGUUUAUGAGUAAUCUGAAAGAUAUAAAUGGAAGCUUUCGAAUAGAUAAUAGAACGGAAUUGAUACAAGUUUGCUUUAAUCAUAAUAACUCAACAGAUAAGAAUUGUUCGCCCUCCUGCAAGAUUGUAGAUCCUGAAUGCUUUCAUGAAGACCACAUGGAAUUAGGAAUAAUAGCCCAAUCUCUUGCAUUUUUUGAUGGUGUUUCAAAUAGCUUCUGUAGCCCAGACUUGACUUUCUUCAAACAGAUACCUGGCAUAUUGAGAAAUAUAAGCGAAUUUAUGACAGCACUCCAAGACUUUAAUCCAACUUUACUGUCUAAAUAUAGCAAAAUGCCUAUACGAGACUAUUUAUUUCAGUUGAUCGUUAUAUUAACGAAUAACAACUGCAACAUUUUCAAACCUAGAGGAACAGAUCUCCAAGCUCAUGAGAAUUUAAAAGUCAUUCUAACACACUUUAACCAGCUUGCAUUCAAUCUAGAUGGAUGCUUGCAUAGAAUUUCAAUGCUGUUUUCAGAAAAUAUACUGGUAUUAUCUAGAGUGUUUGACAAUUUAGAAGAAGAAUUUGAAAAAUCCAUGAAAGUAGACUUCAACUUUGCAAGCGUUUUUUUAUCUACCUCGGAUUUCCUGGACCUAAGUUGUGAUAACGAAUUCCACUUGAUACAGUACGCAAUAGACAAGCUUAAAAACACUUUAAAUCAUUAUCUUGAAGUACAUCCUACUUUUCUCUGCGAUAAAAGAGGUUUUAAACUUCCUUCAAUACCAACAGCACGUUUCUCUUGUUACCUAUUCUCACUAGGAUCUCCGACGAAUAGCUACAAUCUUCAAGCAGACUUUAAUAGGAUUUUCGAAGAUGCACAAAGUGCUUAUUCUCUAGAUGGAAAGAUGUUAAGGAAGCUUAAAGAAAAGCUGUAUAAAGUAAAAGAAACUAUAGUAGAUAUCGUUGAAAAUCAUAAAAAGGAUGAAGCCGAUGUUGAAAGAAUAAUACAUAAUAAUCUAAUUAAAUUGAAUAUCUUCUAUAGCGAUUUGAAUGUUAUUAAAAUAGAUCAGAAAGUUCAAUUUGAUGUUUAUACUCUCAUUUCAGAAAUUGGAGGAUGUUUGGGAUUGUUUCUUGGAGCAUCAAUUCUAUCAUUAUGUGAAUUAUGUGAUUAUGUGUUGUUUAAAUGCUUAUUACGAUUAAGAAACAGAAAGAAUUGA